This is a messenger RNA of Fragaria vesca subsp. vesca, 903 nucleotides long. RefSeq names its product protein FAR-RED IMPAIRED RESPONSE 1-like. The record is from RefSeq and is a predicted model, not a curated record. The transcript has 2 exons. Bases 1 to 903 code for a protein of 300 amino acids. Gene Ontology annotation, biological process: regulation of DNA-templated transcription. NCBI's taxonomy places the organism in Eukaryota, Viridiplantae, Streptophyta, Magnoliopsida, Rosales, Rosaceae.
AUGGAUGCGUCUGAGAAUGAAAAACAGCCGAAUAAGGGUGUAGAGGAUGUGGCAGUAGAUGUUCCCAGAUUUGGAUGCCUGACGAUCGCCGAUGUGCGAGCUUUGACCUUCGAAACAGUGGAUGAGGCAGAGAGAUUCCACUGUGCAUAUUCAACAGUAGUUGGAUUUGGAUGUAGGAAGGAUGACAAGGGAGAGUCUAACAGUUUGAUUCGGUGGAGGCAGUGGGUCUGCUGCAAGGAAGGGACUCGAGAGCAUAAUCAUGAACUAGCUACUGGGAACCAAAUUGCAUUCGUUCGUGCUCAUCGUCAUGUCAGCGAAGCAGCUUUGGCUCUGACAAACACAAUGACAACGGUUUCAAUCAUACCAUGUCACAUGUAUAAGUAUAUGGUGGAGCAGGCUGGGGGAUAUUUGGUAGUGGGAUUCACCAUGAAGGACCUCUACAACAAGCUUGACCAACAACGACGGACCUCCCCAUUUGAGAGUGAUUCCGAAGGAGCGCUUUCCUACAUGAGAGCACUGGCAGCAAAAGACCCACACUUCAUAUGCAGAUUCACUACAGAUUUGGAAGACAGGUUAGUGGACAUUUUUUGGCGAGAUGGGCAUUCAUUUGUUGAUUAUCAGUGUUAUGGGGAUGUGCUGAUAUUCGAUAGCACAUACAAAACCAAUGUUUACAACAGGCUAUUGGUUUUGUUUGUUGGGUCGAACAACCAUCGAGGUAGUAUUAUUUUCGGUGCUGCCCUUAUUUCGGAUGAGACUGAGGAGACAUACACUUGGUUGCUUUGUACAUUUUUGGAGUCGAUGAACGGGAAAAUGCCAAAGGUGGUACUCACAGAUAGUGACGAAGCCAUGCGUAAGGCAAUUGAAACUGUCAUGUCGGAAGCAAGGCACCGUCUAUGUAUUUAG